Xenopus laevis (African clawed frog) is the source of this 2208-nucleotide messenger RNA. RefSeq names its product potassium channel, voltage gated subfamily E regulatory beta subunit 4 S homeolog (gene kcne4.S). The transcript is spliced from 2 exons. Gene Ontology annotation, biological process: membrane repolarization during action potential; membrane repolarization during ventricular cardiac muscle cell action potential; potassium ion export across plasma membrane. Gene Ontology annotation, cellular component: voltage-gated potassium channel complex; membrane. Lineage: Eukaryota; Metazoa; Chordata; Amphibia; Anura; Pipidae. Gene Ontology annotation, molecular function: delayed rectifier potassium channel activity; potassium channel regulator activity; transmembrane transporter binding. The coding region runs from base 748 to 1236 and encodes 162 amino acids. The record is from RefSeq and is a predicted model, not a curated record.
GAUGUACUCUGUUUUUAGACCAACACAAGUAGCAAUCUAGGCUAGGUUCAUGCUAGAGACAAAAAUUUUGCUUGAUAGUAUAAUAAACAUGGAUGAAGUUCAGCAGGAAAAGCGGGGGUGGGGGGAACUGCUACAAACUCAUGUAAUUGCCUGUCAGUUGUUUUACCUGGGGGGCUGAAGGAAUAUAGGAAGACUAAAUACAGGAGAGCAAGAUUUGACUUUUUUCAUAACAUUUAUUCAGCAGUCAAAGAGUUUGUUUCACUGGCCCUGUGCACUGUAUUACAGUUGCCUAGGUGAAUACAUGUAAGCCCAGAAACAGUUUUGUCAUAUUUCUUUUUCAUUUUUAGAUUGUAAGCUCUGCUGAACAGGGCCCUCUGUAGCUUCUUUAUCUGCCAAUAUAUGUUAUGUGGAUGUAGAUAAACUGUAUAUCCUUUCUUCUAUUCCAUCCAGUCUUAUUCAUGUUCUCUGGAUCCGUCACACCCCACACAUCCCUCACUCAGAGUCUUGCCACACAUUCAGCUGGAUGAAACCUUGUACCUCCCCUUUCCCUAGCAUGUCACACAGACGCCUGCCUAUAUAUUCUCCCAGCAGUUACAGCCCCUCUCCAGUAUACCGGCCAGCACCCAGCUUUAUUCUUCUUGCCAGCUACCAAAAACAGCCGCACCUCUACUCUGAACCUCUUGCAAGACACACAAAAGAACUCGUAGUCUGUUUUUACUGAGCAGAACAUAAAGUUCAACUUCUUCAAUGUUGAGGAUGGAAGCAAUGAAUGGGACCAUGGCAAGCCCAGCUGUCAGCUUGUCUAUGGAUCAACCAAGAAAAGUGACCAAUGGGAAUGACAGCCAUGAAUACUUCUACAUUCUGAUUGUUUUGUCUUUCUAUGGAAUAUUUCUUAUGGGGAUCAUGCUGGUCUACAUGAAAACGAAAAGAAGGGAUAAAGAAGCCAAUAUAUUGCUUCUCUGCAGUGAUGAGGAGAGACAGUGGCUGAGUGGCAGAAAGACCACCCCUGCUUUGUCAGUCCCUUUAUCUCUACAGGCUUCCAGCAUGUUCAGUGCCCUCCAAGAAAACAUGAUCCCUGCUUUCUCCUGUGCUGCCUGCAGUAUGGAAGGCAGUAGUUUAAGCUCUGAGUCCUCCACAUCUGAUGUCCAAAUAACUAUCCAGGAAGAAUCUCCAGAAGGACUUCUCCAAGAUGUUCCAGAGGUUGAGAAGGAUGACGACAAAAGGCAGAUUUCCUAGCGACCUUUCACAUCUGGACAUAUAGGAAUCUCUAGUAUCUCUAGAUGUGAGACCUAGCUCUUAUGUUUGAAGCCAAGUUGUGUGAUGAGUCCUGUGAUGGUCAGGGCAGCUGCAGCACAUAGACAACCAUGAGCGUGCGUCAAGGGGAAUAAAAAUAUCUUCCUUUCACCUCUGGUAAACUAAGUAGCUUAAAAGGCUUUAAUCUCACAAUAAACCAUAUUUGACGUGGCCUUAGAAUAGCCAAAGAACAGGCCCUGUACAGUUUAGUGUGCCCUGUCUUAGGGAAAACGCAUUACUACAAGUGAGAAUGUCAUACAGCGGAACUGGAAAAGGUUUAAGAGAAAAGUAAAACAAAAAACAAAAAAGCUUUAAAAAUCCAAAACCAAAUACAACACAGUAGAAACUGGUGUCCAUUUAUGAUGUAUUUUAUGAUUGCCUUGUCUAUAAUGUAAAUGGACUUCUCUUGUUCUGAAAUAAUAUCUCAGUUUAACCAUGGACUAACUUUUGGUUUUCCUCCUUCCUUAAUUAAAUCUGAUGGAAACUAGGAGCUUAGGCCUAGUUUGCACAGACCAUAUACACAACAAAAUACAUAGAAUGUGUUUAAAAAUACAGUGAUUCAGUUAGCCAAGGGGAUUUUUUUAUGGAUAUAAAAGCCAUUUUACAGCUGAAAUGUAACAUCUGGAUUUCCUGGGAAAAUUUUAGACCAGUACAGAUAAUGAAUACGAUUAUCUCCUUAACUUAUUCAAGCCCGGAACAUAUAUAUUAAGAAUCCUGCAAAGCAAGUGCAGAUAAACGCCACGUUGCAAAGCCAGAUUGUAAGGAAAGUGUUCUGCCUAUCACACAUUUUGCAAACCUCUGCGAUAUCUAGGCUGGCCAAAGAAAAUAGCUGCCUAUCUCGUUUUUAAAGGAACAGUAACACCAAAAAAUUCAAGUGUUUUAAAGUAAUGAAAAUAUCAUGUAGUGUUGCCCUGC